Messenger RNA from Ipomoea nil (Japanese morning glory), 2734 nucleotides. RefSeq names its product probable ubiquitin-conjugating enzyme E2 26. Bases 392 to 2482 code for a protein of 696 amino acids. The record is from RefSeq and is a predicted model, not a curated record. Gene Ontology annotation, molecular function: ubiquitin conjugating enzyme activity. Lineage: Eukaryota; Viridiplantae; Streptophyta; Magnoliopsida; Solanales; Convolvulaceae. The transcript has 8 exons.
GUAGAAAAUGAUCAGAAUUCCAACCGUGAUGACACCAAAACAAACAAAGGAAAGUCUGCCCUUAUAAAGAAUGAAAUGAUUCCCAUUUUUCACCCUUCAAACGCACUCUGAAUAAGCCACCUUGGAGUUCGACCGCCUCUACUUAGCAGGCGCCAAAGCCACUGUCGGAAAAUCAAGAUUCUCCCGAGAAGGAAAGGGUAGGGAUGAAGUGAGAAAUUUACGGGGUUCUCUUUUUGUGGGUUGUUUUUAUGUAUGUAGGGAUCCUCGGGAAUUUUAUUUUUUCUGAUGAUUAUCUGAAAAGUGAAGAGAUUGACACAGCCCAAAACUCUCCUUGCCCUAACUGCCUCUUCUAUAUUGGGAAGUCUUCUUUUUGUUUUCUAGAAAUCCACCCAUGGAAUCUCCGCCGCCGCUCGCUCGAUACGUUCCCCACAGUUCUAAGAAAAGAGUGUUCCCCGGCGGAAGCUCAAUGGAAGAGGAAGUCGUUGAGAUUGCGCCGCCGAUUAAUCGGACUUCCAACUCUCUUAAACGGAAGGAGAUUUAUGAUAUAAUUGAUGUUGACAUCGAAGAAGAUUGUAAUGAUGCUCGGCUUGGAGAAGGGAGUUUUAUACCAAAUGGCAAAGGGAAGGAGAUAUUUGUCGAUCUUUCACUUGGUACCGGUGGUGGUUCAGAAAAUACUGCAACAGUCAAGGGGUUUCUGACUAAAAAUAAGAAUUUCACUUCUGAACCACAAAAUGUAAUAAACUUGGAGGACUCUGAUGACUUAUAUGGAGAUAAUGAGCAUAUGGACAUGUUUUAUGAUGAGUCAGCGCUUGAUCAGUACAAAAAUUUGCAAGUGUACCUUGAUAGAAUGGAUGUUCCUCCAGGAAUUGAGGCAUCAAUUCCCUGGUGGCCUGCUCCUAGUGGGGAUAAAUUGAGUUCAAUCUGUAGCAGCACUCCAUCUUAUUUGUCUCCUGCGCAGAUGAAAACUGCAAGCAUGUCUUCUGGGAAAAUGUCCACUCCAUCUUCUGAGUUAGUUAACUUUCACAAGAUGAAGGAAAAGGUAACGUCAAGAAGUGGCUCCACGUUUGGGGAUAGGUCUGGUAGGACCAGGAAGCUUGGGAUAUCUGUGCCAUUUGUAGAACCUGCUUUAGGGGUGAAGAGAUCAGCUGCAACUGGUAGUUCAGUUGGCACUGAUUCAACAUACAAAGAUUCUGUAGAGUUAUCACCCCCGGGGCAAGGGCAGAAGGUAUUUGGUCUUCCUGGGUUCUCUCAGUCUAAAAAGAGGUCACAACGUGCCACCACCUCUUUUGGUUCACAUAACCUAUCUACUCCUCUGGAGCCUUAUUUUCCUAAAGUUACAACAAAGUCUUGGAUGGCUGAUUGGAUGAAUGUCCUCCCAACUUCAACGAACCACUCUAUUGCAGAUCCUCCAAGUUUAUUUUCUCACGUUCUUCAUGAUGGUGUUUUGCCUCCUGUAGGAUUUGUCUCCUUGUACCCAGAUCCUGUCACAAGUCACAAGAAUACAAAUGCUACAGAAAAUGCACCAGCUUCAAUGCAGUCUACAAAUAUAGAUGAAAUUGUUGAGAGAUUCCGUGCUUUCAAAAAGUUUGACACUGUGCAGGAUUAUGCAGACCAUCAUUAUUCUAGAAAUGCUUCCAGAAAAGUGAACGCGGCAUCAAAAACAUGGGUCAAAAGAAUACAGGAGGAGUGGAAGAUUCUGGAGAAAGAUCUGCCUGAUACGAUCUUUGUUAGAGUCUAUGAAUCAAGAAUGGAUAUUUUGAGAGCAGUUAUAGUUGGAGCUGCAGGAACUCCCUACCAUGAUGGGCUUUUCUUCUUUGACGUUUAUUUUCCUAGCAGCUAUCCUAAUGUUCCACCGCAAGUGUACUACCAUUCUGGUGGUCUUCGUAUUAAUCCAAAUUUGUACAACUGCGGAAAAGUAUGCCUGAGCCUCCUCAACACUUGGAGUGGCCAUGGGAAGGAGAAGUGGAUGCCUCGUGAAUCAACCAUGCUGCAGGUUUUGGUUUCUAUACAAGGGCUGAUUUUGAAUGCAAAGCCCUAUUUUAACGAGCCAGGAUUUGCUGGAUCCGAAGGGACAGUUGCAGGGGAGAAGAGCUCGCUACAAUACAAUGAGAACACAUAUAUCUCAAAUCUCAGAACAAUGCUUUACUCCAUACGGAAGCCACCUAAGCAUUUUGAGGAUUUAGUCAAGGGACACUUUGUUCUGCAUGCUCAAGAUGUUCUGGUGGCAUGCAAAACAUAUAUAGAUGGUGCUCAAGUAGGUAGCCUAGUUAGCGGAGGGGUGCAGGAUGUUGAUGAAGGUGACAAAAGCUGUUCAGAAGUUUUCAAGAAAUCUGUAGCAGGCCUCAUCAAGACACUUGUAGAGUCAUUUACUCAGGUUGGCGCUAAGGAUUGCGAUAAAUUUCUAUAUCUAGCAGAAAAAGCGACCGUGCCUCUGCCUGUUUCUGCAUCUGUAUCCUCCUAUGCUUCUUAUCAUUAUUACUGACCUGAUGAUUAAAGGGAGUAGAGGGGCUGAGAAUUUGGUCUUUAAACACAGAAAGGCAUCUUGAAAUUUAAGGUUAACAUAACAAUCUAGCCUUGAUGUUGAUAAUUACAAAUCAGAUUUGGUGGUUCUCUUUUUAAUUGGAGCUGUAUAUGAUGUUUUGUUUAUAAGUUAAUCGAUUUACUCAUAGUGAAUCGUGUAUGGGAAUGAAUGGCUAGUUGCAUUAUGGAAAGUCGGAAAGAUGCUUCUUGGGUA